AUGGGAUCCCACGGUCUUUUGGAGCUUCUCACGGGGCCGGCAGCUGUCAAAAUUGCUGGCCUACUGGGAAGCACAGCGGUCGUCUUCGGAGUGCAGCGACUGGUGCCAACUUUUGAUCCUUCCUGGUAUAAGUCCCUGAGGAAGCCAAACUGGACGCCUCCAAAUUACGUCUUCCCUAUGGUUUGGAUACCACUCAAACUUAUGCAAUCAGUGGCAUUGUGGCUGGUUUGCACCAAGGCACCGACUGCCGGCGCGAUGGCGCUACCCCUGGCCGCGUUUGGAGCGCACAUGUUCCUGGGGAACUGGUGGAACGCUGCAGCCUUCCAUCCCGUCAGCCCUGCCGCCGCGUUCCUCAUGCUGCCAACUCAGGUUUGGGUUACAAUUGCGACUAAGCUCAACUACGACAUCGUGAAGCUGAACACGUAG
This is a messenger RNA of Volvox carteri f. nagariensis, 426 nucleotides long. RefSeq lists its product as uncharacterized. The record is from RefSeq and is a predicted model, not a curated record. The transcript is spliced from 6 exons. Lineage: Eukaryota; Viridiplantae; Chlorophyta; Chlorophyceae; Chlamydomonadales; Volvocaceae. The coding region runs from base 1 to 426 and encodes 141 amino acids. Gene Ontology annotation, cellular component: membrane.